Messenger RNA from Dichotomopilus funicola, 1365 nucleotides. RefSeq lists its product as uncharacterized. The record is from RefSeq and is a predicted model, not a curated record. The transcript is spliced from 2 exons. Bases 1 to 1365 code for a protein of 454 amino acids. Lineage: Eukaryota; Fungi; Ascomycota; Sordariomycetes; Sordariales; Chaetomiaceae.
AUGGAACCGCAACAACAGCAGCAGCAACAACAACGACAACGACAGCAACAAUCACCGUUACCGCGCCAAAAACACACUCCAAUCCGGCGAGGCAAGAAACUACCCACUUUCUCACCCCGCAGGACAUAUGCUUCGGAAAACGACAUGCCGAGCGAAGCCGUUUUCCCCCUCGAGCUCGCGGGGCCCUUUACGCCCCAAAAGGCGAAUGCAAACAGCCCGACCCCAUCGUCGCAGCCCAACCACGGCGGCAAGUCCAAGGCUCGGAAUGGACACGGGGCUGGGAAUGGGAGAAACAAGGGACGAGCAAAGCAGGUGUCCUCACCCGGCCCAGCAAAACACGGCCGUAUAACCCCUCCACACGCAACAGCAACGUCGAAAUCGAUUGCCGCGGCCGCCUUUGCGGGCGCGACAUUCCAUGCCUCUCCGGCGCCGUCCUCGCUUCCAAUGCCGAGCUUCUUAGCCAAGGCUCUAGACUCGCCCUCUGUCCAAGAAACCGACCAUGCCAGCCGUGAGCCAUCGCCCCCGGCCACCGACUCGGAGGCCGCUCCCACUCCGCAGCAUCGAAUUUUUCCAGAAGACGCUGCUCGGCAAGAGUCCCCCCUCGACAUUUUCUUCCGAGCUGAUAGAGCCGAGAAAGAGCGGGCGCGCAGAGCGAGUUCGGCUAACAUCCUCGGCCUUAACCCGUUCCCUUUCUCGCCGCCGUCCCAAAUUCGUUCCCCGGUGGAACCCAAGACUCUCCCAAGGACCCAUCUCGGUUCUGGAAACAACCGUCGCUCGGCGGCCCAACGCAGUCCCUCGUCCGGCAUCCCCACCAGUGAACUCGAUGGCACCCCGAGCCCCGGCGAACCCAUCGGUCCUGCCCUUUCUCGUCCAUACAACGAACGCAUCCGAGCGGCUCGAUCGAAUAAGAAACAAUUUCAGCCAGCCCAGAGCCCGGCAGCGUCCCCGCAGGACCAGGCGGCCAUGGAUAUGAGUGAACGGCUCAAGCGCUUUCUGGCUAUCCCCUCGGUAUCGAGCGAACAACAGUCUCAAGAACCCACGGCCCCGCAAGCAGGCUCUACUGGUAUCGUGCCCCAGCCUUUUUCACCGGGCAUCCAACCUCAUUCCCAACGGACGCCUGAGUUCCUCCCGCCUUUCACCGCCCAGAGUCAAACUUACCCGUCCGCUCAUAUGCCUUCGCCGUUCCUUCUGAACCCUCACCAGGCACCUCGAGACCCGGCGACGUCGAAUGUCGCGCCCUCAGCUGCCAACAACCACGGAAAUAUUCGCUCGGCGGAUAUCCUGAACAUGGAGGAUAGUCUACGGCGCAUGUUGAAGCUAAACCAUGCGCCGGCACCUCCGCCAGCCCAUUACCAAAGCUCUUAA